AUGCACAAUGACUAUCGAAAGAAAGUGAUGAAUUGUGAAUUGAAAAACCAACCACCGGCUAAAAAUCUACCAGAUCUUGAAUGGGAUAAUGAUCUUGCUCUCUAUGCCCAACUAUUAGCCAACGAAUGUGCAUUUCGAAGUAUAAAUGGUUUUGUUUCUAAAUAUCAACAUGUUGGGCAAAAUCAAGCCAUGUUUCCGACUAUAAAAGAAGCUGUAAACUCAUGGUUUGAAGAGUAUACGGAUUACGAUUUUGAUACACAAAACUGUACUUCUGUGUGUGGCAAUUAUAUACAGAUGGUUUGGCAAAAUACCACAAAGGUUGGAUGCGGUGUAAAAGACUGCUCACAACAAUUAGGUUACCCAAUAAAAUCCGUCAAUUGUUAUUACAGUGAAGCUGCUAUUUGGCCAGGUCAACGUCCUUAUGAAACAAAAUCACAAAGUGAAUGUCCUAAUAAACCAGCUUCAGUUGGAACAGCACCCGGGACAACUGUCACCGCCACCACGUCAACAUAA
Molecule: messenger RNA, 513 nt
Organism: Trichobilharzia szidati
Lineage: Eukaryota; Metazoa; Platyhelminthes; Trematoda; Strigeidida; Schistosomatidae
Source: the annotation of a GenBank genome assembly